ACGUAAAAUCGGUAAUGAAUUUGAAAAAAUUGCUAUGUUAUUGGAAAUAUCUGCGUUUUUAUCUGUUGUAUUUUAUUUCGGAAUAGCUUACGAUUCAAUACUUGACGACGAAGCAGAAAGAGAAUUCGAUAUCAUAGACCGGGACGCGAUCAGUAUUGACAAGUAUAAUGAAAAAAUAUCAAUAGCUAAGUACAUAGAGUGUGACAACUUCAGAGGGUACGCCGCGAGAUGCAGAAGCGACGCCGCACUCAUUUACAAUUCAAGCAGAAUGUCGCCGCCCGCGCCUUUGAAAAUAAACGACUGGUGCAAAGCCAUUAAGCUGCUGGUGAAAUGCGCUACCUUGUGGGACGCCAGCUGUGCCGACGUCACAAGCCGCCGUUUCAACGCCGAGACGGUGAAGGGGCACGCGCAUGUCGCUUACAGCAUUUGUGACAAUGAAGUAUUUGUCACUCAGUAUAAAGAAUCCCUGGCUUGUAUAGAGAACUCGACAAGCGCGUGGGAAUCCUGCUACGCUACUUUUGACAAUGUGCUGGAAGAACAAAAGAACAAUUCUCUUGAGUGGACUCACUAUGAGGUGCACUUCGUUUUGUGCUGUGCCCGGGCCCGGUUCCGUCGCUGCACUCUCAACCUGCUGUUCUCUUCGCCGCACUGCACGCAGGAGCAGGCGGUGGUGUUACAGAGGUUCUCUGCCAUAGUCUCAGAGGGUGCCGUGUAUCAGGACUGUGAUCGCAACAUGAUGUACGAAAAUUGUCCCGGUGGAGACCCCCGGCCAAGCGAGAGAAUGCUACUGAGGUUGACAAAUGGAAUACCAGAUGCCACAUCCAAAACAAAUUAA
This is a messenger RNA of Aricia agestis (brown argus), 835 nucleotides long. RefSeq lists its product as uncharacterized. Lineage: Eukaryota; Metazoa; Arthropoda; Insecta; Lepidoptera; Lycaenidae. The coding region runs from base 35 to 835 and encodes 266 amino acids. The transcript has 7 exons. The record is from RefSeq and is a predicted model, not a curated record.